Messenger RNA from Chiroxiphia lanceolata (lance-tailed manakin), 5802 nucleotides. RefSeq names its product glia maturation factor beta (gene GMFB). Gene Ontology annotation, molecular function: actin binding; Arp2/3 complex binding. Bases 1671 to 2105 code for a protein of 144 amino acids. Lineage: Eukaryota; Metazoa; Chordata; Aves; Passeriformes; Pipridae. Gene Ontology annotation, cellular component: actin cortical patch. The record is from RefSeq and is a predicted model, not a curated record. The transcript is spliced from 7 exons. Gene Ontology annotation, biological process: actin filament debranching; negative regulation of Arp2/3 complex-mediated actin nucleation.
CAUGAUUAAGUGGUUCGGAAGCGUUUCGUGGGAUAAAUGGUGGAGUAAUCAGGGAAACGCGUGAUGUGACCUCCGAGGAGCUGAUUAUGUGUCUGUGAAGCGAUUGGUGGCUUGUUCGGAGCUGGUCGCUGCGCGUCCCGGUAGCGUUUUGAGCUAAUUCGCUAAAGAACAUCUGAUUGUUGCUCAUGGAAGUCGUUCGCCCGAGUGCUGGGUUUGGAGCUGUGGAUGUGGUUGGAACAAGGGCUGAUGGAUAAAUGUGGGGUAGUUUGCCUUAGUGCUGGUUAAUGGGUAAAGGACUGGUUGUGGAAGAAGGAAGAAGUGGUUGUAGUGAAGGUUUGGGGAGGUGAAGGUUUGGGUAAACCCCCUGUGGAAGGAGAAUUUGCAAGGCAAAUUGGAUGAAACAUUGGGUUGUUCUGCUCUGUGCGUCUCUGGUGAAAGGAGAGAGUGCUUUCACAUCUGGGAAAUUCACGUCUCCUUGUCAGAUGGUGAGGGGAGCGAUGUCCCGGGGGGGAUCCACCGGGGGGAUGCAGGGAGCAGCAUCAAUCCCCCCUGUGGUGUUGGCAGCUGUGCCCGUGUCUGUGCAGCAAUCCUGGCUUGGCUUCCUCCAGUUUUUAUUCAGCCAAGCGCCGGGCAGCCGGCUCAGCCCUGAUAAACAGCCCGAGUCUGAUGGUACCGAGUGUUUUCCUUCGAAUUCCCUCGGGGAUUUGUUUUUGUGUGGCUGCACAGGUGGAGCAAGGGCAAGGCUUGUCUGCUGGGAGAAACUGCUGAGCCCAGAGGAACGGGAAAAAGUCUUCCUUCAGGAAAGAGCAUUUCAUACAAAGUAUAACUCCAGCUUUGAAAUGCAGCCCUGAAUCCUGUUGUGUUUUUUUUUUUAAUAGAGACUUCCCGAGUUGGUAUUAGCGACAUCUCAUGCAAAAUGUAACUUCGGCUGUGAAAUGCAGCCCUGAAUUCUGCUGUUUUUUAAAUAAUUUUUAAUAUUUUUUUUUCUGAAUCAGUGAGAGUGGAUAUUAGUGACAUUUCCCAGAAUCACUUAGUUAGGUUGGAAAAGACCUCUGAGAUCAUCGAGUCCAACCUGUUUGGAACAGAGGGAGCCAAGAACAAUCUUUAGGGAAAAGAGGCAAAAUAAGGGAGGCUGCACAUGCUGUCCCCGAGCUGUGCUGUCACAGCAGAGCCUGGUUUCCUCUCCAGCUGUCCAAAGGAAGCAGAGAAUUUGUGCCAGGAUUUGGUCAAGGUGGAAAUCUUUUCAGGAGUGACAGCAAACAGGGAUACGGGAAGUGGGGAAGCAGAGCCACCCCUCUGCUUUUUGAGGGAAAUCUCACAAAUAAUGGUGAACACAGGGAGAUAGAACUGAGAGCUUAACCAGCGACUUUAUUCUGAUUUAUGAGCAGUGAUUUGUCUCAACGAAAGAGCACUUUAUUAGAGCAUUUAAUAGGUGAUUUAAUUGCACUGGUUUUUUCCUCUGAAGAAUUUGUUUUAGGGAAGCCUUGAAAUGCAGUCAUUUUGGCCCCAAAGCCUUGAUGCCUUAGGAGUUUGCAAAUACAAUACAAGCUGCAGAUAUUAAAUAACUCUUCUUUAUCUGGCUGGCACAAACCUCUUGGAUACAGAGGUUGUGUGUACAAAACGUGGCUCAGGAAGUGGCCGUGGUUGGCUUGGUGCUGUUCAGAAAUUGCAUGUGCAAGAGUGAAUCUCUGGUGGUUUGUGAUGUUGCCGAAGACCUGGUGGAGAAACUGAGAAAAUUCCGGUUUCGCAAGGAGACCAACAAUGCUGCCAUUAUAAUGAAAAUCGACAAGGAUAAGCAGUUGGUGGUGCUGGAUGAGGAGCAUGAGGGUAUUUCUCCUGAUGAGCUAAAAGAUGAGCUGCCUGAGAGACAACCUCGAUUUAUUGUGUAUAGUUACAAGUACCAGCAUGAAGAUGGAAGAGUUUCUUAUCCAUUGUGCUUUAUCUUCUCCAGUCCAGUUGGAUGUAAGCCUGAGCAGCAGAUGAUGUAUGCUGGCAGCAAGAAUAAGCUUGUACAGACAGCUGAACUCACUAAGGUAUUCGAAAUCAGAAAUACAGAAGACCUCACUGAAGAGUGGCUGCGUGAGAAACUGGGCUUCUUCCACUAAGGAAAACCUCUGUACUAAGUAUUUAUGUACCAUCCUGGUGACACUGGAACCAGACAUGAAUACUUACAUCCCAGCAAUGCACUGUAUUCACAGCUGUCUCCUGCAGUAUCUCUCUUGUGCAGAGUUUGUGCAAAGAAUAGCAGGUCUGUCUCCUUGAAGUAACAAAUCUUUGCAGGUGUUUCCUUAUUUGUACCUGCUAAAAGGGAAUACUCCUCUGCAGGGACUCCUUUUGCACUCUUGUGACUAAUAUUUCUGUGACUAAAAUAGUUCAGUUCUGGAUUUAUAACUAUGUACAAACAUCAUUUGGAAGCUGACGCUAACUUUUUCUGAGCUACAACUGCAUCCUGAUGACACACGUUAGCCAUUUAUAUGCAGAAUUUGUGUACUGUCACUUACUUUUCAGAUUUUUUUGACUUAAUGUCUUCUCAGUUUUGAAAACUACUCCCUGGAAUCAUUUGGUAUUAAAAAGACAAAAUCCUUGUACAGCAAAUCCAUCCAUUUAUCUUUCCAUUGAGUCCAUGUGAACUGUCUCAAAUUCUUGGAACUAAUUUUUGUCAUUCCAGUAAUUCCUCAGUUGCCUGAGUCAAUCUUUCUAAAUUUCAGGGCAAAGCUUUGACUGUCCAGUUCUCCUGCUAAUACAGUCUCACAGGAACUAGCUGAUAACUAAGGGCUGAACUACAACUCUGGUUCUUCUCAUACCAGAUUUCUUCUUGCAUCUCUAACUUCUGACACUGUUGAGAAGUUUACCUCUGCUCAUUUCCUGUUAUCUGAACACCUGGUGAUACUGUGUGCCUUUCAUUUGUUAGCUUUAAAAGGACUUGAGAAUUUUACACUGCCACUUCUUACAAAUUUGGUAAAAACUUUGUUAAAAAAAUCCAAGCAACAUUUGUUCCUAGUGCCUCGUGCUGCAGCUGACAUCUGUUAAAACAAAAAGCCAACCUCUUUUGCUUUGAAAUUCCAAUCAUCUGCUCCAUUUGUAGGAGUCAGGAGGUUAAAGCUUUUCAUGAUAAUGAAUGAUUUAUAUCUCUUUUGUUAUGAAAGUUGGCCACACGUAGCUUUUGAGUACUUUAAUUACAAAUCUCUUAACUUUCUUAACCGCUUGUUGGUCAAAAUUACAUUCCAGAUGAAGCUUUUGCAUAAAGCGAUCAUUUGAUUCUCAUCGACUUAACGGUUCAUCUCUUUGAAAACAGCAGAUCUUCUAAUGUGAAAAUAGUAUUUAACUUUUAUAAGUGACCAGUCUUUUUACAGGUCUGUUUUAUAUUGACUAGAGUAGUUGUCUGACGUGGGACACGCUCAGCCCGUGCCGUGGCAGAAGGAGCACUCACGGGACAGUCUCUCGCUGUGUUUGUUGUGCUGCUGAACACGUAUCUGCGUAAGAGCAGCUUCCUGUUGAUAACAUACCUUAAAAUACAGCUGCCCCAACCAAUCUGCUCGCUGGGAAGGAAUGCAGUGUUAAAUUUGGAGGCCAGUAUUUCAUGCUGUGAAACCUUUGCUGGAAGAGGGGUUAUUUUUUCGUUUGUGAACGUACCCUGUGUUAGUGUUAAAACACUAAUUCCUGCAAGAUCACAAGGAAUCCAUUUGCAAAGGUCCUCAGUGUUGGUAAAUCUCUUCUUAGUUUGAUGUUAUUGCUCAUUUAUUUGUAUAUAAAUCUGACUUGAGAGGAGCUUUUCAAAAUACGUGUUGGAAUGAUCCAAUUAAAUCGAUCUUUCGGUGCGGGAAAGAAAUGCUUGUAAUUAAAUUCCUGUGUUAACGUAGUGAACUGGAAAAACAAUUUCAUUUCCCUGGAUGAAAAGAUGUUGAUUAUGAAACUGUUGCUUGAUCAUUCUGUACUGCAAAUCAAUAAAAACAAUGUCUUUUGUGACAAACAUUGUAUAAACAAGACUUUGGCUCAAAGGAUAGCGUCAUUCCAAGCAUCAGCCUGGAAACAGCAGGAAGCUUGGGUGUUUUUGGGAUUGAGCUGGAGGUGAGGCAUGUCAAAGUACAGCGUGGGCGAGAGGGGAGCUGAUGCUUGGAACGUUCAGCUUGAUUUGCAGUGGGGAAAACUGGAUUAAUCGUCUUUGUACUUUGUACACUGGUGGGCUGCCAGCAGCCAACUGCUGCCUGCACAGGUCUGCACAAAAAUAACUGUACCAGAGGCCUGUCUCAGGAGGGAAGGGAGGAGCUGCUGCAGUCAGAUGGUUCAGUUUGACUUUUCACCUCUGGGUUGCUCCACCUUCGGCCAAGAAAACGCUGCUCCUUCCAGCUGCAUCUUCAGCAGAGUUCUUCCACUUCACGUGUUCUCGUGCCUCCACUUAAGCCCUUUCUGCCUUGGGUGCUGCCCCUCUGUUUGCAGAGAGCAACAGACCCUGUGAGAAUUAAAGCCCAGUUUCUCCUGAGAGGUGAUGUUGGUGCUGCUCAGCCCACCAGUAUUAUUCUCCAGCCAGCCUUGCCUGGCAGCUGUACCCCCUCCCCUCUCUGAGCUGUGGAAGCAGCUGCAGGUACUCAGAGGGUGUUUGCUGUUCCAGGCUUGUUCCUGGUCUCCUUGGUUUUCGUGCAGCGUUUUGACACAACUGUCUGCUGCUAAUUGUGCUGGGCUCUUGAGAUACAGGCAGUGCUAAUACCUGACUAAGCAAAGACAUUAAUUAUGUCCAGAUCUUUCCUGCGCCAAUAUUACUUGUUUUCCCACCAUCCUUUUCCCACCUUAUCUGUAGAACUGUGUGUUCUGUGCUGCUGCCCCCCCAAGCUCAGUGGGAGGCAGAUGUGUCCGUGUCCAGGCCAGUAUGUUCCACUGUAAUCACACAAUUCUCUUACAUUUUCAGACCUCUGAAGAGGGAUCUAAAGGACAACACAAAUUAACCUGUGGGAGCCUUUGUAGCUAAAGGUCUGAGAGUCAGCAUUUUCCAUUGGGAGCUCCUAUUUUUCGGGGGUUAGUAAGUCGGCCUUAAAAUCCUUGGCCUGGAGUUAAAGGUCUCUCCAAGGGAGACUUCUGCCACAAUUAAUCAGGUUUGCUUUAAAUAUUGACUAGAUGGCUGGGUCACAGCUCCUGUAGUCCAGUUCAUUGAUGGUAAGCUGAAUUAAAGCAUGAGUUUGCAUGUCAGCCCAUGAAAUGGACUUGUAGUGUUUGAAUAUUUUUAACAAAAAAUGUAAAUGCUGGUAUUUUGAUGGCUUAAGUGUAUUUCUAGUAUCAUGAAUGCUAUUCUGAUCUAUCAAAGGAGGCAAUAAUGGAGGUGUUGACACCUUUAUCACUUCUCCAAAGGAGCAUCUUGUGCACUUGUACCAGGAUUCCAUUUUUGUAUCUUUAACUGUAAAAUAGCCGGUCCAGAAACGAUGUUAAACUGGUGACAGGGGCCUGACUCAAACAGGCAGAAGCAAGAGAGCUCAAUUCCUCACUUCAGUGCGCUCCAGAAAUAAAUAUCAUGCAACAUUUUUUUGGUACAACAUGUAAUGACUGUGAAACAGAGCCGUGGUGGGACAGAGAGGGGGCUCAGUGAAACUCCUGCGUUUGUUCCACGGUCCCAAAUCACUGUUGUACAAGGUCUGAGAGGUUCAGGGCCAGGACUGAGAAUUUGGCAGUUCCAUGAAAAUACCAGUAACCAGUACAACUUCCAUAUGCUGUUUAGUCUCUGCUAGUUCACACUGCAUGUUUACUUUAAACCAAAUCUUUUUUUUUUGCUAAGCAUGGUGCUUGUAUUGGUUUAAAUAAAAUGUUUCAUUAAGA